This is a messenger RNA of Physella acuta, 1791 nucleotides long. Its product is annotated as GTPase IMAP family member 7-like. The record is from RefSeq and is a predicted model, not a curated record. Gene Ontology annotation, molecular function: GTP binding. Lineage: Eukaryota; Metazoa; Mollusca; Gastropoda; Physidae.
CUGUCAAGUCUAUGAUCAGCUGAUGAGUGUAAAAUUGAAACGAUAAUCUCAGAUAAUCUUGUGCACCUAAUAAUGGGUUCUAGUGUGACAAAACUUUUCAGUAAACUGGAGGGUAUCAUAACAGGUGCUUUCAAUUCUUUCGGAAACCAAACGUAUCCCCUACCACGCAUUGAUCUGCUUCUGAUCGGAAAAUCUGGGAACGGCAAAAGUGCAACAGGAAACACGAUAUUAGACCAAGAAAGAUUCGUGUGCAAGUCAACUACGUCUGCUGAAACUCAAGCCAUUGAAUUCGGGAUCACAGAACACGGCGGUUAUCAGAUCAAAGUCGUGGAUGGUCUGACCGUCUGUGACUCCAGACUGGACGAUGAACGGUCGGUCGAGCAGCUGAAUGAGGCCGCGAAGUUAGCUCUUGCAGCCAACCCUGAAGGCUAUCAUGCCUUUCUUCUCGUCCUGAAAUAUGGGAACAGGUUCACACGCGAAGAACAGGACACGGUUCAAAUUUUUAAGAAACUUUUCGGCGAUGAUUUUGUUAAAAAUUUUUGUAUCAUAAUCAUCACUUGCGGGGAUCUUUUCAAUGCUGAGCAGAGUGCCAAAGGCACCGAAGGUUUAACUUUCCAUGAGUGGUGUAAUCAGCAGGAAGGUCCAUUUAAGGAUUUGUUUCUUGAAUGCAACAGGGCGAUUUUGUUUGACAACACGUGCACCUCCGAAGAUGAAGUUGAUGAUCACGCUGAUGAUUUAUUAGAGAAGGUUAAUGAGAUUUUAUACGAUCGACGCCAUAAGCUUUCAGACAGAUUUCAGCUAACUAAAGACAUCGCUAUACCUGACCCACAACAGACACAGACAACUGGCGAAGCCAAGAGAGAAGCAAGCAAAAGUCUAGAUCUACAACACACCACACAGAACUCUACAGAGACAGACGACUUAAUGUUACGUCAAGCUGUGCAGGAACUAUCGGCCAAACAAGACGAAAUUUUAACAGCACUUCGCGAACAGGCGCAGAUUAUCAACGCCCUACAGAAAAAGGUCUCCGACGAAAGCGAUCUUUCACGGAGAUUCAUGGAAGAAAUAAAACAACGUCGACAACAGGAAGAGGAGGUCAAAACAAACUUUCAACAAGAACUGAAAAACCAAAGAGAGGAAUUUGAAAAACAGAAUGAGAUUUUGAGAAGUGAUCGGACACACUUGCGUGAAUUCGACUUUGACGUGGAGAGGAAAUAUGAAGAUGUUGUGAAGGAAAGGAAGUUACAAAGGGCGAAGGGAAUUCUGGAGAAAGUGGAAAAACUAAGGGGACGUACGAGACAGUUUCAAAACAUUAGGGCAAGUCAGUUCCGGUUGGAUUUUUAGGCACACCAUAAUCUUGUAGGGGUUAAGAUUUUUAAUCAGAAUUUUGUGCUAGUUAAGAUUUUUACUCAAAUUAUAAUCUUGUAUUGGGUAUAACUUGUUUAUGCUUCUUAGGCAAGGCCCAGUAGGGAGAGGUCUGUAGUAUUUAUUUACAAUUUGAACUUUCAUUGCUUAUCAAAAUAGAAAUGGAAAUAUUUUAAUAUUCUUAAAAAAGUCCAUCAUCUGUUUUUUCCCCCCAUAUUUAUCAUUUUUCCCCCAUCUAAAAUGUAUUGAGUUUAAAGGUAAAUUUAAUGAACAGUAAUAGAGUUUAACUAAAUUGGACGUAUACAAAAAUCAUCUAAAGUAGUCUUCACUUGAUUUUAUAAACUUGUGUACUACAUCUAUGUGGCAUGAAUUUUUUAAACCGAAUCAAUGUUUACUUUUUGACAUUCCAUAUCAUAUUUUUAUUGA